AUGCGCCCUGACCCUCUGGCCAAGGACCCGUUCACCAGUGUGCGUGUCACGGCUAAGUACCAUGGGAUAAAGCUGGAGUACCAGGAGCACCGGCACGUGGCCCUGAACCUCCUCAAUACCAUCAAGACCAAACUGAAGCUGUGGAGGAGGCCCUACCUCUCCUCUGAAGGAGUGCGCCUCCUCCUGCAGGAGUGGCAUGGGCUCUACAUCUUCCUCACCGCGUGUCUGUGCGACCGCAUGGUGCGUGAUGGACUGAGACGUUACUUCAGUAAGAAAUCUGCAGAGAAGUCCAUCAGUUCCAGUGUGAGUCAGUCCAGUCUGAAGAAGAAGUGA
This is a messenger RNA of Knipowitschia caucasica, 333 nucleotides long. The record is from the annotation of a GenBank genome assembly. NCBI's taxonomy places the organism in Eukaryota, Metazoa, Chordata, Actinopteri, Gobiiformes, Gobiidae.